Molecule: messenger RNA, 1449 nt
Organism: Sclerotinia borealis F-4128
Lineage: Eukaryota; Fungi; Ascomycota; Leotiomycetes; Helotiales; Sclerotiniaceae
Source: the annotation of a GenBank genome assembly
AUGACUUCACGCCGCAACCCACUCUUUGGCCCACGGGUCUCGAUCUCCUCCUUUGGUCCCAAGAUUGAACACCCAAAGUGUGGAUACUGCACAGAAGAUGCUUCGAUCCCUUGUACAAACUGCAACGCCACAUGGUACUGUACAGUAACGUGUCAGGAAGUCGAUCGCCCUGUCCAUGACAUGAUCUGCCAAAUCUACACGGAUUUCGUUACCGCACACCCAUGUCCCCAGGACACCUUCGAUAAGAAAUACAGACUAGGUCUCCUACUACCUGUCGAUUCGGAAAAGUUCGAGCUGGCUUGGAUCGCCAAUGGGUCUAGCGGAAAGUCCGUGGCAACAUUCCUUCAAUACUAUGACCAAGACCGCAUCAAUACUCGUAAGACGCUUGUGGACUGCAACAUGGCAAGCAAGGGGUUUGAUCAUUCCAUCAUUUUGGCCGUCCGAGGGAACUUCCGGACCGACAAUUCAUUGCCGAAUGCCUGUAUCAAUCAUAUGAUGGAUGGAAAGUUGAAAUAUGCUUUGAAGGGACCGGUUGCUGUUGUUAGUGAGAGUGGACAAGAUUCAUUUGGAACUGCUCAGCAUUUUCAACCAUGCGAUUUUAGGAUUCUUAUCGACUUCCUCUUUAACUAUGAAGGAAAUCCAGAUCUUGAGGUAGGACACGCUUGUGGUAGCGAAUCGAAGGGAAUUCUAGGUGCGUCGGUGACUCGAUUUUUGAAGUUUUUUAAGGGCAAAGCGCCGGAUGGAAAGAGUAAAUCAACAAACACUCUCUUCGAUGUCGAGGACCAUAGGAUCUACAGACACCGAGCUGCAUCUUUCACUGAGUCAGACUGGGUUAUGGACUCUGCAUCUUUCCUUCCAAAACAUAGGGUUCAGCGCUCGCAGUCUAGCGUCAAACUUGGCAGUUGUAGAGACGAUGGUUCUUCGCUUCAUCGGCCAAAACCAUUUGUUUUGCCAGAUUUUAUACCAGACUGGAUCACAGGAUCUAAAUCGAUUGCCGUCGGACCUCAAACACAUUCGAACACCGUUCUAGAAGAUCGCUCUUCCAACAAUAAGAAGAAGACAGUUAAGCCUGCCGCUAGCAUUGACAGCUUAAAAAUCACCACAAUCUCAGAAGGCAUCACCCGUGUUUAUCGGAAUGACAACGUCUCGAUCAGAGACUCCGUUGACAUCUUCAACAUCCAUAGCCGCUCCGUAUCCAAGAUAAUUCACCACGACUCUGCGUCCGUUCUGUCGGCUAGACCGAGCCCACCUGUUAUUACCACGACUUCUUUCUUCCAUCCCAAGUCGAUGGCUAGUAAGAGCAAAGGCAGCACCUGGUCAACUACUAAUACAACGGCUACCUUGUUCAGUCGUCCGAGAUCUAACGGCACUAAUGUGCACCGCGAUGGUCGUCUGAUGCUCCAACUAAAUGUAAGAGGCUCGGUAUUGAUGUCUCCGUGGAUGGUUUGA